Molecule: messenger RNA, 540 nt
Organism: Volvox carteri f. nagariensis
Lineage: Eukaryota; Viridiplantae; Chlorophyta; Chlorophyceae; Chlamydomonadales; Volvocaceae
Exons: 5
Coding region: 37-465 (142 amino acids)
Biological process (GO): translation
Cellular component (GO): cytosolic small ribosomal subunit; ribosome
Molecular function (GO): structural constituent of ribosome
Source: RefSeq, a predicted model, not a curated record
CCAGUACCUUAGCAGUCCUGUAAACCCAGCGCCAAAAUGGGUAAGACCCGUGGUAUGGGAGCUGGGCGUAAGCUCAGGGUGCACCGCCGUGAGGAGCGCUGGGCGGACAAGGACUACAACAAGAGCCAUCUGGGCUCGGAGUGGAAGAAGCCCUUCGCCGGCGCCUCGCACGCCAAGGGUAUUGUACUUGAGAAGAUCGGCAUUGAGGCUAAGCAGCCGAACUCCGCCAUUCGGAAGUGCGCUCGUGUGCAGCUGAUCAAGAACGGCAAGAAGAUUGCAGCUUUCGUUCCCAUGGAUGGUUGCUUGAACUUCAUUGAGGAGAACGAUGAGGUUCUUAUCGCUGGGUUUGGUCGCCGUGGUCACGCCGUCGGUGAUAUUCCCGGUGUGCGCUUCAAGGUCGUCAAGGUGUCGGGUGUGUCGCUGCUGGCUCUGUUCAAGGGCAAGAAGGAGAAGCCUCGCUCGUAAGAGAGGCGCUGCAGGAGCAGGCAGCGGUUGUCGCCCCCAGCUGCUGUAACGUGCUUGAAAAACUAUAUCCUUAUC